AUUUGACCAUUGUUGAAGGUUUUGUAUAUAAGAAGUCAAUACAACAUUGACCAAAAUAUUAACCAGCCAGCCAGAGAAACAGAAUCCUAACUAUUUCUGAGGAAACUGACUUGGCAACAAGCAUUUUGAGAAAUUUAUUCUGCCCUUGAACAUCUUCGAGCCCGUUGGGGUGUUCUCCAACGCAAUCAGCAGGUCCAAAAUGUGGCUGCUUUUAACAAUGGCAAGUUUGAUAUCCGUACUGGGGACUACACAUGGUCUCUUUGGAAAAUUAAAUCCUGAAAGCCCUGAAGCAACUAUGAACAUUAGUCAGAUGAUUACUUAUUGGGGAUACCCAAAUGAAGAAUACGAAGUUGUGACUGAAGAUGGUUAUAUCCUUGAAGUCAACAGAAUUCCUUAUGGGAAGAAAAAUUCAGGGAAUACAGGCCAGAGACCUGUUGUGUUUUUGCAGCAUGGUUUGCUUGCAUCAGCCACAAACUGGAUUUCCAACCUGCCGAACAACAGCCUUGCCUUCAUUCUGGCAGACGCUGGUUAUGAUGUGUGGCUGGGCAAUAGCAGAGGAAACACCUGGGCCAGGAGAAACUUGUACUAUUCACCAGAUUCAGUUGAAUUCUGGGCUUUCAGCUUUGAUGAAAUGGCUAAAUAUGACCUUCCAGCCACAAUCGACUUCAUUGUAAACAAAACUGGACAGAAGCAGCUACACUAUGUCGGCCAUUCCCAGGGUACCACCAUCGGUUUUAUUGCCUUUUCCACCAAUCCUAGCCUGGCAAAAAGAAUCAAAACCUUCUAUGCUCUAGCUCCUGUUGCCACUGUGAAGUAUACAAAAAGCCUUAUAAACAAACUUAGAUUUGUUCCUGAAUUCCUCUUUAAGAUUAUAUUUGGUAACAAAAUGUUCUUCCCACACAACUUCUUUGAUCAAUUUCUUGCUACUGAAGUGUGCUCCCGCCAGACACUGAAUCUCCUUUGCAGCAAUGCCUUAUUUAUCAUUUGUGGAUUUGACAGUAAGAACUUUAACACGAGUCGCUUGGAUGUGUAUGUAUCACAUAAUCCAGCAGGAACUUCUGUUCAAAACAUGUUGCAUUGGAGCCAGGCUGUUAAGUCUGGGAAAUUCCAAGCUUAUGACUGGGGAAGCCCAGUUCAGAAUAGGAUGCACUAUAAUCAGUCCCAACCUCCCUACUACAAUGUGACAGCCAUGACUGUACCAAUUGCAGUGUGGAGCGGUGGCGAGGACCUAUUGGCUGACCCCCAAGACGUUGGCCUUUUGCUUCCAAAACUCUCCAAUCUUAUUUACCACAAGGAGAUUCCUUUUUACAAUCACUUGGAUUUUAUCUGGGCAAUGGACGCCCCUCAAGAAGUUUACAAUGAAAUUGUUUCUAUGAUAUCCGAAGAUGAAAAGUAGUUCUGGAUUUAAAGAAUUAUCCAUUUGUUUUUCCAAAAUACUUUAUUGUCUCAUACAUAGUAUUUUCCUAAUGUUUGACAUGCAGUGCUUGUUUCUGUAAUUCUGACUUUAGAAAUAUAUUGGCAUCAACAAAC
Messenger RNA from Cercocebus atys (sooty mangabey), 1530 nucleotides. RefSeq names its product lipase, gastric (gene LIPF). Gene Ontology annotation, cellular component: intracellular membrane-bounded organelle. Lineage: Eukaryota; Metazoa; Chordata; Mammalia; Primates; Cercopithecidae. Gene Ontology annotation, molecular function: hydrolase activity, acting on ester bonds. The transcript has 11 exons. The record is from RefSeq and is a predicted model, not a curated record. Gene Ontology annotation, biological process: lipid metabolic process. Bases 200 to 1396 code for a protein of 398 amino acids.